Molecule: messenger RNA, 1627 nt
Organism: Poeciliopsis prolifica (blackstripe livebearer)
Lineage: Eukaryota; Metazoa; Chordata; Actinopteri; Cyprinodontiformes; Poeciliidae
Gene: sc5d
Product: sterol-C5-desaturase
Exons: 5
Coding region: 75-953 (292 amino acids)
Molecular function (GO): oxidoreductase activity; iron ion binding
Source: RefSeq, a predicted model, not a curated record
CUCACGCCCCUUACCUUUGAUACAGGAUACAAGCAACACAGCAGCAGGAAGUGCCUCUGUCACCAGAAGCAGCCAUGGACCUUGUGCUGAACGUAGCCGACCACUACGUCCUGACGCCCUACGUCUACCCCGAGUCGUGGGCCGAGGACGGCGCCCUACGACAGAUUAUCAGCCUCCUGGUGGUGACCAACCUCGGGGCAGCCAUCUUGUACCUCGGCCUGGGAGCGUUCAGCUACUAUUUCAUCUUUGAUCACAAUCUGAUGAAACACCCGCACUUUCUGGAAAAUCAAGUUCAGAGAGAAAUUAAGUCUGCAAUGACCUCCCUGCCCUGGAUCAGCAUCCCCACCGUGGCCUUGUUCUUCGCUGAGGUCAGAGGUUAUAGCAAGCUGUAUGACAACGUCAGCGACUCCCCGCUGGGUUGGUCCGGUCUCUUCCUCAGCAUGAUCUCCUUCCUGUUCUUCACUGACAUGUGUAUCUACUGGGUCCACCGCUUCCUGCACCACAAACUUAUUUACAAGAUGUUUCACAAGCAACACCACAUUUGGAAGAUCACCACGCCCUUCGCCAGCCACGCCUUCCACCCGUUCGACGGCUUCCUGCAGGGCCUGCCCUACCACAUCUACCCCUUCCUGUUCCCCCUUCACAAGCUGCUCUACCUGGCUCUCUACGUGUUCGUCAACAUCUGGACCAUCUCCAUCCACGACGGCGACUACCGCGUCCCCGCCGGCCUGACCGGCGUCAUCAACGGCUCCGCCCACCACACUGACCAUCACCUCUUCUUCGACUACAACUACGGCCAGUACUUCACCCUAUGGGACCGGCUGGGAGGCUCCUACAGGCAACCGUCAGCUCUCAUGGGGAAGGGCCCCAUGGAGCUGGUUCGGAAACUGCAGGCAGAGGGAAAGUUGGGGAAACAGGAAGUGAACGGACACGCUCAGAGGAAAGAGGAGUAGCAUAGUUGGGAUUGAUUACAGAGAUCAAUCAGCUGCAAAACUGAGAGGAAAUAUUUCCAGUUCAUGUUCGCCAGAAAAGCUAACCCUGAUGAACAAGCUUCAACUUGCUUUGUUGUUUUCCUUUCAGCGGUGGAGUUUUGUGCACUUUUUAAAUUAGGGAUGAAAAACGUAUCACGAUAAAUGCGUCUCCUCAUGUCUUAGCUAGCUGUGAGAGUUUAAAUGACUAAAGACUUUCCUCUGCCUACAUUCCCCAGAAUGCUGUGUGGUUCUGGAUCAGAGUUCAAUGAAUAUUCUAUAUAUAGAAUAUUCUAUUGAUAUAGAACGCCAGGUGUCUUUAAAGCUCUCUGAGAGAGGUCCUCAGGUUCUGGACAGCCCAUCUUUCUUUCGUUUUUGUGUUGGACUCUUGUAAGGAAUAGCUGGUGAUGGACAAUUAAUCUGGGAGUUUAUUUCCUUUCAACUCAGAUCUUUGCUCCAGUGACUCACUGGGCGUAAAUCUGGAACCAAUGUUGCCGAAAUGGUACGCAACGCGAGCUGUAUUUCCACUGCAAAUGUCUGCAAAACUUUGUGGCUGUUCUGCUAAUGUUGAAAAAUAUAAUUUCGCAAUUGCGCUAUUUUCAUUAAGUGCACUGCAGUUUUGCAAAAUAAACAGAUUUCAGCACGGCUGAAAAACCACA